Molecule: messenger RNA, 5533 nt
Organism: Acaulospora colombiana
Lineage: Eukaryota; Fungi; Glomeromycota; Glomeromycetes; Diversisporales; Acaulosporaceae
Source: the annotation of a GenBank genome assembly
ACUCAUUGAUCAAUAAUAAUAUCGAGACGACGACGCUAUCUCGAUUCACAAAUUAUUUGAAGAGGGUUCUUCCAAGUGCAGAUACUCAGGUCAUGGAUUUGGCGUCGAAAGCAUUGGGAAAAUUGGCGGCACCGAGCGGCGCGGUGACCGCCAUAUUUGUACAACGGGAGGUUAACACUGCACUAGAGCAUUUACAGGGAGAUCGUCAGGAAUUAAGACGAUAUUCGGCAACUCUUGUCCUUCGUGAGCUCGCGCAGAAUGCACCAACACUUGUAUAUGGGCAUGUACCAGCAAUUUUGGAUUCUAUAUGGGUUGGUUUGCGCGACCAAAAGCAAAUCAUAAGGGAAUCCUCGGCUGGAACUUUGAGCGCAUGUUUAAAAAUUAUAGAUGAACGUGAAAGCCCACUAAGGAUUCAAUGGUAUACGAAAAUUUACGAAGAAGCAGUAAAAGGAUUAAAGCAAGGUAGUGCAGAUCAAAUACAUGGAUCCCUGUUGGUUUACCGCGAAUUGUUGAAUCAUGCGCGAGCUUUCAUGCAUGAACGUUAUAAGGUUGUGUGUGAAACUGUUCUACGCUAUAAGGAUCAUCGAGAUAGUCUCAUCCGGCGAACUGUUAUUUCCUUAAUACCUGUCUUGGCGGAAUUUGAUGACAAAGAAUUUGUCGCCUCUAAUGUUCAUAAGUGUAUGGCAUAUCUUUUAGCACAACUUAAAAAAGACCGAGACAGAUCCAGCUCCUUUAUUGCUAUUGGCCAAGUUGCUUGCGCGGUCGGUAGUAACAUAGGACCAUACCUUGAUUCUAUAUUAAGCAGUAUAAAAGAAGGAUUGACCACUAAAGGUCGUAAUCGUGGUGGAAGUGAAGCCCCAUUGUUCCAAUGUAUCGGAAUGUUGGCUCGUGCAGUAGGUCAAGCACUCACGAAACACAUGCACGAGCUCCUCGAUUUGAUGUUCGCGUGUGGGUUAAGCGAACCGUUAUGUCAAGCUCUGAUGGAAUUAGCCGAAUGCAUACCACCUUUGCUCACCAACAUUCAAGAACGCCUUCUAAAUAUAUUGUCGUUUACGUUGAGCGGACAACAAUUUCGUCCUCCCGGUUCCCCCGCAUCUGAAGGACAUGAUAUUCGACGUCAUCUUGGAAAUCAAAUGUCCGAGUUGAAAGAUUCUGAUACUAUAGUGCUUGCAUUAAGAACUCUAGGAAGCUUUAAUUUUGAAGGUCAUAUUCUAAACGAGUUUGUUCGAGAUUGUGUAGUACGUUAUUUGGAACAAGAAAACAAUGAAGUCCGUGAGGCAGCUUCUUUAACUUGUUGUCAGUUGUUUGCUAAUGAUCCCAUAUUGGAUCAAACAAGCAAUCAUGCGAUUCAAGUGGUGAAUGAAGUAUUAGAAAAGCUGUUGACAGUGGGUGUUGCUGAUCCUGAUCCUAGUCCUGCGGUGGCGUCAAGUGUUUUGGCCGCAUUGGGUGAAUUGGCACGAGUGGGCGGCGAAGAUUUAAUCCCAUAUUUGGAUGAGUUGAUGCCCCUUAUAAUUGAUUCUCUUCAAGAUCAAAGCUCGAUAGUUAAGCGGGAUGCAGCUCUCAAGACAUUGGGUCAACUCACCAGCAAUACUGGCUUUGUUAUCGAACCAUAUCAAAAAUACCCGAAAUUGCUGACUAUUCUCAUCAACAUAUUAAAAACCGAACAGUCAUCUUCUAUUCGCCGAGAAACUGUCAAGCUGGUUGGGAUUCUUGGUGCAUUAGAUCCUUAUCGACACAAGAUUGCGCCAGCAUUCUUAGGUGUAAUGCGAACGUGUCCUAGUGGAAUGUUGGAGUUCUAUUUUCAACAACUCGGUAUCCUUGUUUCGAUCGUACACCAACAUAUUCGAAAUUAUCUUUCCGAAAUUUUUGAACUCGUGAGAAAUUUUUGGAAUCCGAGUUCUUCAAUUCAGAUAACGAUUAUUCAUCUUGUCGAAGAAAUCGCCAAAGCCCUUGAUGGCGAAUUUAAAAACCACCUUCCAACACUUCUGCCAACUAUGCUACAAAUCUUUGACGAGGACACAACUGACAAACGCCAGCCCACCCAAAGGGUAUUGCACGCUCUCGUUGUGUUUGGCACAAACAUCGAAGAAUACAUGCAUCUUGUCAUCCCUGUUGUUGUCAAAUUAUUUGAGAAACAAGAUGUGCCUCACCAGUUGCGUAAAUCGGCAAUUAUCACCAUCGGUCAAUUGUCCAAAAAACAAAAUAAUCAAGAAUUAAAGAAUGCAGCUAUGGAUACACUUUGUACCCUCGUAUUCCAAUUGGGCUCCGACUAUGCGAUAUUCAUUCCUAUGAUAAAUAAGGUUCUUCAAAAGCAACGUAUUCAACAUCCCAAUUAUGAUAUGCUGGUGUCAAAGCUUUUGAAAGGAGAACCUCUACCACCGGAGUUGGGCACCGAGGAGAGAUACGGAGAAUCACGGGUUGAAGAGACCCCGGCUGCAGAAGCAAAUGCCAAAAAAUUGCCAGUAAAUCAGUUACACUUAAAGAAUGCAUGGGAAUGCUCGCAAAGAUCAACCAAAGAUGACUGGCACGAAUGGAUUCGUCGUUUAAGUGUCGAUCUCUUGAAAGAAUCACCGUCACAUGCCCUUCGAGCUUGUGCAAGUUUGGCUGGAGUCUAUCACCCCUUGGCGAGAGAACUAUUUAAUGCGGGUUUUAUAUCGUGCUGGUCAGAAUUAUAUUAUCAAUACAAGGAUGAACUAGUUAAUUCUUUGAUGUCAGCAUUGAGAGCCCCAAACAUCCCUCCCGAGAUAGUUUCAACAAUGUUGAAUCUUGCUGAAUUCAUGGAGCAUUAUGACAAGCCUCUUCCCAUUGAUAUUAGAACACUUGCCCUUCAUUACAAGGAGCUUGAGUUUAUCACCGAAGCUACCACGGAGACGAUCGAAAAGUUGAUUCAAAUCAAUAACCAGCUUCAACUUCCCGAUGCUGCCAUCGGUAUACUCACACACGCGCAACAGACACCCGGGCUACAUCUCCAAUUAAAAGAAAAUUGGUAUGAAAAAUUAACCAGGUGGGAAGACGCCUUGGCUGCUUAUGAGAAGCGUCGUCAGAAUGAGCCAAACGAUUUUGAAGCAACGCUCGGUGUGAUGCGUUGUUUGCAUUCUUUAGGCGAUUUCGAUAGUCUUUCCGAACUUGUUCAAGAAAAAUGGCAGGAGGCUUCAACCAAACAGAGAAAGGCCAUGUCGACUUAUGCUGCGGCGGGCGCGUGGUCCUUAGGCAAAUGGAAUCUAAUGGAGGAUUACAUUCCAACAAUCAAACAAGAAUCCCCUGAUCGUUCAUUUUAUCAAGCUGUUCUUGCACUCCACAAAAAUCAAUAUGCUGAAGCUGUACGUCAUAUUGAUAAAACGCGGGAUCUUUUAGACACCGAGUUGACUGCUCUUGUGGGAGAAAGUUAUAACCGAGCAUAUAGAUAUUUUAGUGUUGUUGUUCGCGUUCAAAUGUUGGCCGAACUGGAGGAGAUCAUCACGUACAAACAGUUUGCUGAUCAGCCCGAUAGACAAGCGACCAUAAGGAAGACAUGGAUGAAGAGGUUGAAAGGUUGUCAACGUAGCGUUGAAGUCUGGCAACAGAUCCUUAAAGUCCGCGCAUUGGUCAUAUCCCCCAAGGAGAAUAUGGAAAUGUGGAUCAAGUUUGCAAACUUGUGUCGAAAGAGUGAUCGCCUUGAUUUGGCUAAAAAGACAUUGAAGCAAUUGUUGGUUGGAGAUCAAAAACAAGUUGUUCACCCAUCGACUUUGUUUCGAGCUGCACCUCAAGUGGUUUAUGCUUACUUGAAGUGGUUGUGGGCCAGUGGCGUUCGGGAAGGGGCAUUAGAGUCUUUAAGAGAAUUUACAACGGGGAUAGUAAAUGACCGGGUGGGAAAUACCGGAUUGCUCGCUCGUUGUUUCCUUAAAAAGGGUGAAUGGCAAAAGGUUCUUCAAGAAGACUGGGACCCGGAGACAAUCCCCGAAAUUCUCGAUUCAUACAGAUUUGCAACCAAAUACGACAAAGAAUGGUACAAAGCAUGGCACGCCUGGGCUCUUGCAAACUUCGAGGUGAUAUCGCAUUAUGAGAAGCUAAACUCCAUGGAUAAUUCUAAAGAAGAGCAAAAUAUUCACUAUGUCUCGGAAGAAAAUGCAAAUAUCGACGAAAUAUUAAAUUAUGUGGUUCCUUCCGUGCAAGGUUUCUUUAGAUCAAUAGCUCUUUCUAGAGGAAAUUGUUUGCAAGACACUCUUCGAUUGCUAACUUUGUGGUUCAGGUACGGAAAGCACGAAGAUGUUAGCAAAGCAAUUAAGCAAGGAUUUGGAAGCGUCAAUAUCGAUACGUGGCUUGAAGUGAUACCACAGUUAAUUGCUCGUAUUCAUGCUCCAAAUCCCAAAGUUCGCGAGUUGAUUCACCAAUUACUCGUUGAUGUUGGUAAAGAGCACCCACAGGCGUUGAUCUAUCCGUUAACUGUCGCCGCCUCCAAGUCUCAGAGUAAUGAUAGGCAAACUGCCGCGGAAGCUGUUAUGGAUAAAUUGAGGGCACACAGUGCCGUCCUUGUCGAUCAAGCCUUACUAGUGAGCAAAGAACUCAUCCGUGUUGCCAUCUUAUGGCACGAGAUAUGGAUGGAAAAUCUGGAAGAGGCAUCAAGGUUAUACUUUAUUGAUCGAAAUUUCGAUGCAAUGUUCCAAAUCUUGGAUGAAUUGCAAGAACGCCUUGAUGGCGGUGCUGAAACUUUGAGAGAGGUUUCAUUUGUACAGACUUAUGGCCGAGAACUUCAGGAAGCCGGAGGAUGGUGCAAAAAGUACAAGCAAACUGGUGACAUGACACUCCUCGCUCACGCAUGGCAGAUUUAUCAUGAGUUGUUCAAGAAAAUAACCGCUCAAGUAGGGACUAUCACCACAUUAGAACUUCAAUAUGUGUCACCCAAAUUGCUGGCUGCUCGGGACUUGGAGCUGGCAGUACCAGGCACUUACAAGAGCGGUGAACCAGUAACAAAGAUCAUGAGUUUUGUGCAGAGCGUUAGCAUAAUAUCUUCUAAACAACGCCCCAGAAAGCUCAACUUGAUAGGCAGUGAUGGAAAAGAGUAUCAAUUCUUGCUUAAAGGUCACGAGGAUCUGCGUCAAGAUGAACGUGUGAUGCAACUAUUUGGUCUGGUCAACACACUGCUAUCCGUUGACUCGGAAACAUUUAAGCGCCAUUUAAACAUUCAAAGAUACACAGUCACUCCAUUAACACCGAACAUUGGACUUCUCGGAUGGGUACCAAACUGUGACACCUUACACGCCCUUAUUCGCGAUUAUCGUGAAAGUAAAAAGAUCUUGUUAAACGUAGAACAUCGACUGAUGUUACAGAUGGCCCCUGAUUACGAUCAAUUAACGGUUAUCGAAAAAGUUGAAGUGUUUGAAUAUGCUUUAGCCAAUACGACAGGCCAAGACUUAUACAAAGUGCUUUGGCUCAAGAGCAAGAAUUCCGAAGCUUGGCUGGAUCGAAGAACAAAUUAUACUCGGUCAUUGGCACUGAUGUCGAUGAUCGAUACACGGGGAAAAUUGUUCAUAUUGAUUUCGGAGAUUGCUUUGAG